This is a messenger RNA of Aspergillus ruber CBS 135680, 982 nucleotides long. RefSeq names its product glycoside hydrolase family 12 protein. The record is from RefSeq and is a predicted model, not a curated record. Lineage: Eukaryota; Fungi; Ascomycota; Eurotiomycetes; Eurotiales; Aspergillaceae. The coding region runs from base 1 to 723 and encodes 240 amino acids. Gene Ontology annotation, biological process: polysaccharide catabolic process. The transcript is spliced from 3 exons. Gene Ontology annotation, molecular function: cellulase activity.
AUGAAGCUUCCUUUGGUAUUUGCCUCCCUCGUGGCCACAGUAUUCAGUCAAAAGGAGCUGUGUGCACAGUAUGAUACUGUCUCGAACCCUCCAUACACAGUGAACAACAACCUCUGGGGAAAGGACCAGGGAACCGGCUCCCAGUGCGUCUAUGUUGACAGCAUCUCUAGCUCGGGCGCUGCAUGGCACACUACCUGGACCUGGAGCGGUGGCGAAGGUACGGUGAAAAGCUAUUCUAACUCCGGAGUCAACUUCGAGAAGAAGCUCGUGAGCGAUGUUCGCAGCAUCCCCACCAACGUCGAAUGGGAACAAGAUAACACUAAAGUCAACACUGAUGUGGCAUACGACCUGUUUACCGCUGCGGACAAGAAUCACGUCACAUCAAGCGGCGAUUAUGAACUGAUGAUUUGGCUCGCACGCUACGGCACUAUCCAGCCCAUUGGCACCAAAAUUGAUUCAGCUACAAUUGAAGGCCAUACUUGGGAGCUGUGGUACGGCACUACCAUCCAGGCAGGCGCUGAGCAAAAAACGUACAGCUUCGUCUCGGCAACCCCGAUAAACUCAUGGAAAGGAGACAUUAAGCCAUUUUUCGAAUACCUUACAUCUAAGCAGAAGUUCCCUGCUUCUACCCAGUACUUGACCAACCUGCAGUUCGGAACUGAGCCUUUCACUGGUGGCCCAGCAACAUUCAAGGUUUCUCAAUGGACCGCCAGUGUCAACUGAGAAUAUGGAAGCUUCAUGCCCUAUUCCUCAAUGGGGCUGGUGGCCCGCGGCCAGGUGCAGUUGGCAUGGUCUGCUUACUCCCACUACCUAUAGAUGUCUUUGAUUUGCUUCGGAAAUUGGGGGCUUGUGGCCGAUUUCCCUAUAAAUUGGAAUUUGGCUUGAAGAAAAUAUCCAAUGUUCUUAUAUCGGUGUAACGGCUCAGCCCAGCGCCUUCAUCAGCAAACAUAAUCAACACGGCAAACAAUGCCAUGGAAGCAAC